CUCUCGCGGAGGAAGGUUAGCGCUUUUGUUUACGUUAUCGCGCUCUAUGUUCGGACAAAACACACACAAAAAAUACUAGCAAAAAGAGCUCUUGUUCUUCAGAAAGGAAAUUCAGUCGAUUGAUAGUCAACGUCGGUGUCGUCGUUGUCGGCGUCGUUGUUUUUUUUUUCAAUCGUGAAAAGUUCUUUAGUGACGCAAAACGAAGCUUUUGUUCAUAGUUUGUUUUCGUGCUGGUCCUAAAAUUGAUGAAAAUUCGAAAGUGCGUUGUUACACUGGUUUUUUGUGCAAUUACUGAUAAAAAAGAAAAAAUACGUGUUUCUGCAAGUGCCCUGACACACACAGAGUGCAUCUAUUGCGAACAAAGAAAGGAAUAUGUAAAUUUAAUCAAUUUGCACAGUGCCACAAGUGCACCAUAUAUGAAAGAGUUCGUUUUUAUUGAUCGAAAGUAAGCCGGAGUCGGGAUUUGUGUGCUGCCUUUUUUUCGCUGUUCUCCUGCUGAACGAAUCGUCGAUCCCUCACAGCAUCGUGAAUCACUUUAGGUCGAAGCGCUUAUUCAGCACGAACGAGGAUAGGCUAGGCUAGACUAGGCUAGGCUAGGACAACCGUUACUGCGACACAUAGCUACACGAAUGGAAGUAUGGAUAACGAGCAGCCACACCAGGAAUUGGUAAAAUGUGUCCUCGUAGGCGACACUGCUGUCGGCAAAACACGUCUGAUCUGUGCACGGGCCUGCAAUAAACAUGUAUCACUUUCGCAGUUACUCAACACGCAUGUGCCAACCGUGUGGGCCAUUGACCAAUAUCGGAUAUAUAAGGAUGUGCUGGAGCGAUCAUGGGAAAUUGUAGACGGCGUCAACGUCUCGCUCAGACUAUGGGACACUUUCGGUGACCAUGACAAGGACCGACGGUUCGCUUAUGGAAGAUCCGAUGUGGUGUUGCUAUGCUUUUCCAUAGCAAAUCCGGUGUCGCUGCGCCAUUGUCGCGCCAUGUGGUAUCCGGAGAUACGCAAAUUCUGUCCAGAUACGCCAGUGAUUCUGGUGGGAUGCAAGAAUGAUUUGCGGUAUAUGUACCGUGAUGAGACUUAUCUGUCCUACUUCGGCGAUCGGAGCCCAUUUGUUCGAGCAGCAAGAAAAAGUGAUCUGGUCAUGCCGGAUGAAGCUCGGGCAGUGGCCAAAGAGCUUGGCGUUGCGUACUAUGAAACAAGUGUGUUUACCUACUUUGGUGUGAAUGAAGUAUUUGAAAAUGCAAUCCGAGCCGCCUUGAUAGCGCGGCGUGAGCAUCGAUUCUGGAUGACUAAUCUAAAACGGGUGCAGCGACCUCUGCUACAAGCUCCUUUCCGACCGCCAAAACCUCCACCACCGGAAGUAACGGUGAUAACCGGUAGUCACACUAAAGAUAUGCUAAACAUGUUCAAUUCACAGUGCUACACAGAUUUAGUAUUAAUUGUCGGUACUAUACGUUUUUCCGUACAUAGAUUUAUGUUAGCUAGUAGUUCUAAUGCAUUUCAUAGGUUACUAACGAUGGACAUCUCUGACAUGGGUGCCCGCAGCAGCAGCGAGUCCAGUAUGGUCAGUUCCACAUUUGGCGAAUCGACUACGGCCGACUUCAACGAGGACACCGAGUGUCUGAUUCGAGCCGACCAGAACGCCCGGAAUCCUAACAGGAUGUGGGAGCAGCUGAAGCGACGAUCCAGCUAUCAAGCGCUGCCAACGGUAGAGCCGAAGAAAGAUCUUUACCGGGAGCUGCACCAUCCAGUUUUCCAAAGUAUUAGGAUAUUCCAGAUCGAAAAUGGAAAACACAGCUACACUCAAACGCAAACUAUAGUAGCUGUGAGUAAGCUAAUCACUCCUCAAGCAAUGCAGCAGUGUUUAAAAUUCAUUUACACGGGAGCCAUCGACCGGGAGUGCCUCGAUUUGCAAACGGCUACAAUAGGAUUAAUACUGGAAAUACGGCAAGCAGCCGAAUUCUUGGAACUCCCUCAACUGAUGGUACUUUUGUCGAACACGCAAGCAAACCAGAGUUUCAUGAACGAUGAAACCCUACAGCACUAUUCUACGUGCAUGAAGCAAAACCUAGAGAAAUAUUGUGUUCAGAAUGGGAUCUUCGGAGAUAUAACGUUCGAGCUGGACGAUGGACACAUGAAGGCUCACCGGGCCAUGUUGGUAGCACGGUGCGAUGUCAUGAAGGCGAUGUUGAACGGGGACUUCCGUGAAGCCCAUGCCAACUUGAUUGUACUUCCAGGCGUAACCGAAUACACAUUCCACAAGUUGUUGUGCUAUCUUUACACGGAUGAGAUACCGCCGAUUUCAGCGGACAAAUGUUUGAACCUUCUAGAACUAGCGAACAGACUGUGCUUACCACGAUUACUGAAUUUGGUCGAAUGUCGAGUUAUAGAAGAUCUCACGAGGAUGUCACAGAAUGAAACCAGUGAAGCUGUUGAGCAUUGUUUGAGGUUACUGGAACCGGUGAAGCUCCAUAAUGCGCAUCAAUUAGCCGAGUGGUGCAUGUCGUAUCUUUGUGUGAAUUACAACAGCAUUUGCAAGCUAUCUCCGAGGAGUUUGAAGGGCCUGCAUCCGGAUAACCAAGACUACCUACGAGAGCAUCGAUGGCCUCCGGUGUGGUAUUUGAAAGACUAUGAUUACUAUCAGCGGUGUAUGAAUGAGCUCAAUCGCGAACUGAAUAAUGGGAAGAAAGACUGUACGGCAGAUGACAAAGGUUGUCUAUGCUUUUCUGGAGUGUUUUUCUGGCUACUAGGUAAAUCGAAACGCUCGGCAGCGGCAGCCAAGUCGACACUGCAAACUGCAAUCACCGCCAGUUCAGAGCACCAGGACGUGGUCAGCACCAGUCUGUUCCAGUCCAAUGCCAACUCAGUGAACCAGCUUGAUCCGGAACAUGACGGAGCGGAUCUCUGACAUUUGGCUGACGGACCCUGGAGAUCGCUUCGCUUCAUCGUAAUUCUGCCGGUGUUGAUCUGCUUCAUCUGCACUAUCCUGAGCAUCCUGAUAAUAUUUCAAAUAUACACCUAAUAUUUGCUGUCGCGGUAGCCAC
Sabethes cyaneus is the source of this 3047-nucleotide messenger RNA. It is a transcript of the gene RhoBTB, whose product is annotated as rho-related BTB domain-containing protein 1. Gene Ontology annotation, molecular function: GTPase activity; GTP binding; protein binding. Gene Ontology annotation, biological process: small GTPase-mediated signal transduction. NCBI's taxonomy places the organism in Eukaryota, Metazoa, Arthropoda, Insecta, Diptera, Culicidae. The coding region runs from base 638 to 2911 and encodes 757 amino acids. The record is from RefSeq and is a predicted model, not a curated record. The transcript has 14 exons.